AUGAAAGGGACAGCGAUCGGUGAAGGGAAAGGCGUCGAUCUGGGUUCGACGAAGGGGACGACGAUCGGCAAAGGGAAAGGCUGGGGACGACUAACUGCUGACGGCAAAAGGAAAGGCGUCGAAGGUGGAUGCGACACCGAUGACGACAGAGAAGGCUCCAAUUCCAGUUCCCCCAGUCUCACCACCAAGCUCCGGUUAACCAGCAAACUCUCUCUACCACCACCGGCGCCGUCUCCGCCGUCAUUCCCGCCUGAAGAAAGGGGAAAUAGGAUUUCGGGGAAUUCAGUUACGAAUGAACCCCCGGGAGUUGAAUUCUGGAAGCAGGGGAAAAUCUUUGUGGGGAAUCUUCCGUUAUGGAUUAAGAAGCAUGAACUGGCCGAGUUCUUUCGCCAGUUCGGGCCAAUAAAAAAUGUUAUACUGAUAAAGGGCCACAACGAGACUGAGAGGAACAUGGGGUUUGGGUUUGUGAUAUACGAUGGCGCUACUGCGGAGAAGGCGGCAAUGAAGGCGGUGGAGUUUGAUGGGGUGGAGUUUGAUGGGAGGGUGUUGACGGUGAAGUUGGAUGAUGGGAGGAGGAUGAAGGAGAGGUUCGAGAGGCAGAGGUGGGUGGAGGGGGCAGACUGGCAGAGGAAGUAG
Messenger RNA from Diospyros lotus (date-plum), 636 nucleotides. RefSeq names its product pentatricopeptide repeat-containing protein At5g04810, chloroplastic-like. Gene Ontology annotation, cellular component: cytosol. Gene Ontology annotation, molecular function: mRNA binding. The transcript is spliced from 2 exons. NCBI's taxonomy places the organism in Eukaryota, Viridiplantae, Streptophyta, Magnoliopsida, Ericales, Ebenaceae. The record is from RefSeq and is a predicted model, not a curated record. Bases 1 to 636 code for a protein of 211 amino acids.